AGUGCAGCAGAUCCGACGGACCAGUCGCCCCAACCCACUCACCGACGAGUCCAACGUCCAUUGAGAGAAAGCGUACUGAGACGCGUUCGAACUCAUCAAGUAUGGACCCGAAAGUCCUGGCCCCUCAGGAACCAAACCUCCGUACAAUCAGGCGACAGAGAAAUCGCCAGAACAAGCGGGCGCGACGGGAGAUCGAACUCCCCCGAGAGCAGCUCAACGCCGGUCCUCCGCGACUCGCCAUCCCACCGCCCCUACCAGCGUUUACAGAAGAACCCGGUUGUUCGAACCGGAAUCGUCCCACUAACAUCCUGCCCUAUCGCCCAGUCGUCCUGCCUUUUCGCCCAAUUGUCGAACAUCGCCCUAUUUGCCGCGUGGCUCCGUUUCGCAUGGUCCCUCCUCGCGUGGUCCCCGACAACCCCGAUCCAGCCCGCUUCCUAGAACCUCCUGAUUCUCCCCCCUCUUCCCGAAGUUCGUCCCCAACCUCCUCAACUGCCUCGACUCUCGAUCUCGAGGAAAUAGGCGAUCCUGAGAUCGUAACCUUAGAUUGA
Temnothorax curvispinosus is the source of this 548-nucleotide messenger RNA. Its product is annotated as mediator of RNA polymerase II transcription subunit 15-like. The record is from RefSeq and is a predicted model, not a curated record. Bases 102 to 548 code for a protein of 148 amino acids. The transcript is spliced from 2 exons. Lineage: Eukaryota; Metazoa; Arthropoda; Insecta; Hymenoptera; Formicidae.